AUGUAAAUGAGAUAGAUUUUGAUGUGGAAUAUUGUAAUCCUAAUAGAAGAAAUUUACCUCCAUCUUCUAGUAGUGAAUCCAGUUCUUCAGAUGAUGAUGAAGUGAAUGAUGAUGAAGCGAAGGAUGAUAAUGAUGAUGAAGAUGAUGAAAGUGACAAAGAUCAUGAUGAUCAGGAUAGUGAUUUAGAUCAUAGUGAAAGUGAUCAUAAAAAUACAAUGAAAUCUGAGAAUUUGCCCACAAAGACUGUGACUGAAAAGAAAGUGACUUUUAAUGACACUAAAGCCUCUAGUGAUAUCUGUCAUGAUGAGGUCUUGGAACUGACAACAGGACAAAAUUUAUCAACUUUUCAAAGGUUAGAUCUAAAUUCUGAAGAAACUAAUAAAGAAUGCAGCUGA
This is a messenger RNA of Lottia gigantea (owl limpet), 395 nucleotides long. RefSeq lists its product as hypothetical. The transcript is spliced from 2 exons. The record is from RefSeq and is a predicted model, not a curated record. The annotation marks the transcript as partial. Lineage: Eukaryota; Metazoa; Mollusca; Gastropoda; Lottiidae.